Molecule: messenger RNA, 303 nt
Organism: Strongylus vulgaris
Lineage: Eukaryota; Metazoa; Nematoda; Chromadorea; Rhabditida; Strongylidae
Source: the annotation of a GenBank genome assembly
AUGCCCGAUGACUGGUCAAAGAGCACAUUCCGAUAUGGAAGAAUAAAGGCGUUAUCGCACUGUUCAACAUAUUGGCCAAUCCGACUGAUAAGCCAAGCUUUGAAGAUCUUCGACAGAGCACUUGAAUCACGACUUCAAGCGACCAUAGAGUUGCCAUCCAAUCAGCGCGGAUUUGUAAAGAGUGCCUGUACUGCUCACGCCAUUACUGUACGGAUAGUGAUGGAGAAGUAUAGAGAACAACGAAGAGAGAUACAUGCGAUUUUCCUAGAUAUGGAGAAAGCUUUCGACAAGGUACCCCCAUAA